Messenger RNA from Sclerotinia trifoliorum, 1534 nucleotides. NCBI's taxonomy places the organism in Eukaryota, Fungi, Ascomycota, Leotiomycetes, Helotiales, Sclerotiniaceae. The record is from the annotation of a GenBank genome assembly.
GGGACCCCACGGUUUUCGUCAACCACCCUCAAAUAUCUUCCUUCAUUCCUUCACAACCUCAAUUGAGGUGCUGCUAUGAUGAAUACUUCUUCUAGAUGUCCGAAUGUACUCGCAUCCGGGUCAGCUUAUGCAAGAUCCUUUCUUAACCAAGUACCUUCGCGGUCCUUCUCGUUGACACCCCCGCAAAAUGCACGAAGAGCUACCAGAGCAAGGCGCUCGCUCUUCAGGUGGCUUGGCACACAAGGAGAGAACUUUAGAAAUCCGUUGGCAAAUUCAACAAAUUACAUGAAUGCAUACAACAACGAUGGUAAAUUGAAGAGAGUCAUAGAAGCUGCGGCGAAUUCGAGGAAGGAUGGUGGCCCCACGCCGGAAAGUGAAAAUGAGCCCGAUGCGAAUGGCAACAAGGAAUUACCGCCACAAACUUCAAGAGAUAUGAUACCAUUCCCGGGAAAUCGAAAGUUCAUAAGCCAGCCUGUGUUGGGUGAAGAAUUGCGGGAGCUCAUUUGGAGAAGAAUUAUGCAAGAUGCUAGGUCGGUGAGAGAAGUUAGUGCUGAGCUUGGAGUUGAAAUGAGUCGUGUGGGAGCAGUCGUACGACUAAAAGAGAUCGAGAAAGAAUGGGAACGAUUGGUAUGUUAUGAAAGACUUUUAUACACACCAGCAUACUUUAUGAUGAUUUAUAAAAAUCGAUUAGUCUUCAAGACAACUACAUGGUUACAAAAUUAUGCAUGCGAGCCUCUCUGAAAGUUAACUUACAUACGUGUCUUGUUUUGGGAUAUUUCCGGUCACAAGCUAAUUAUCAUUGUCAUAGGGAAAACCUCUUGCGAGACCUUACGCCGAUGCUGUUAUGUCAAUGGUUCCCGUAACUCAACUAAAUCCGGCCGGCAAAGUUUCACAUGAGUCAAUCAAUGAUUUACCUAUCCACGUAGCAACGGGACAACAAAUUUUCCACCCCACGUCGGAAUCGAGACAUUUCACACGGGAAGAUGCUGCAAAGAUUUUCGACGAGAGACUUCUUCCUGCAGACAAAAGAAUACCACAUCCCGAGUUGAUUGAGAUACAUAAAGACUUUAGAGCUGGAUUGUCUCGAGAGGAAAGGAUUGCGCGACAAGACGCAAGAGACCAAGCAGAAGAUGAAGCGAGGCAACUUAUAGCUGAUCGCAAAGCAAGGGAAGAGGCCAAGAUAAAGAAGGUUAAUACGGCUAGAUGGGAAUUCAGAAUCAAGGAAAUUAAUGUUGAUGAUAUUGGUAAAGACGGUAGGGGGGCGCACGGAACAGGCUGGAGGUACGGAAGACCUUUGAUGGACAGAAAGAGAGGACAGGUAAAGAUUCCUACAAGUGUGCAAUAAUGAUUUAGAAAGUUUUAUCAUAGAUGUACAUGGAGUUUUAGGCUGGAGGAUUAUCAUGACAUUAGCGACCAUAUUGAGCGCAUACUUGUACAUUUAUUUUGUACUAUACCAAACCCAUCGAGAGGACCGAAGGCUUUCCGCAUCCCUUCCAGGUGUACAAAUAUAUUAAUACAUCACGAGCACCGCUUG